Molecule: messenger RNA, 465 nt
Organism: Blumeria graminis f. sp. triticale
Lineage: Eukaryota; Fungi; Ascomycota; Leotiomycetes; Helotiales; Erysiphaceae
Source: the annotation of a GenBank genome assembly
AUGUCAUUCGCUGCGAAACGCCUCGCAAAAGAGCUCUCCAAGAUACAGGGCACCCUUCCACCUGGAAUUGAACUUGUUUCAACAGGAGAUGCAUUUUCCGAAUGGUGUCUUGAUAUAAAGGUGCUAGAUCAGAAUCCACUUUAUCUUGGUGAAACCUACCGACUCAAGUUUAAAUUCAGUCCAUCGUAUCCAAUAGAGCCUCCAGAAGUAACGUUUGUUUCUCUUCCUGGCCGACCUAUUCCAAUGCACCCGCACAUCUAUUCUAAUGGUAUAAUAUGUCUUGAUCUAUUAGCACAACAGGGAUGGAGCCCAGUUCACAAUGUAGAAAGCGUAUGCAUGAGCCUACAAAGCAUGCUGACGGGUAACACGAAGAAUGAACGCCCUGAAGGUGAUGAACACUUUGUUGCAAACAAUAGACGGCGUCCGCGGGAUAUAGAUUUUAUGUUCCAUGACUCCACAGUUUAG